Messenger RNA from Drepanopeziza brunnea f. sp. 'multigermtubi' MB_m1, 174 nucleotides. NCBI's taxonomy places the organism in Eukaryota, Fungi, Ascomycota, Leotiomycetes, Helotiales, Drepanopezizaceae. The record is from RefSeq and is a predicted model, not a curated record.
AUGUGCUCCUCCACCUCCGCCCCCACUCUUGUAAACCGCAACGGCCCCGGCUCCGCAGCCUCCUCUACUAUCGAGAGCAUCGUCAAGGGCGGCCCCGCCACAGGCAAGACGAAGUGCAUUGAGUGUGACGGGUACGAGUGCUGCUGCAUUCCGAUUCCCUGUACGGUGAUGUGA